AUCCUCAACUAUAAAAGAGUUGGGAUUUGGACAUGAGAACAGUAAAAGAAAACUUCAGAUAACUUCUUCAGUGGAAUUGCGAGGCAUGAGCCACCAUAGCCAACCCGGCUGAAGGAGUAAUUCGGAUUCUGACGUCUUUCUUCUGUUCAACUGCCUCAAAGGCUGUGGAUUUAUAGACAUUUUGAAGACUUUGGACAAGGUUUCAGGAUUCUAACGGAUUACACAGCCGAGGGCAGAGGAAAGGGCGCGGUCCCCCCGGCCAGGGUGACAUGCUCCUGUCCCACCUCUACAAAAAAGAUUGCCAAAUUCAUCCAAGCUCAACUAUCGCAUCCAGGUUUUGCCCUUCAACAUUCCUAUCAAUUAUUAGGAUCUGACCAGUAUAGCUGAUAGCGUUUACAAGUCAAUCAUUUUAAGGGAGUUUUACAUUUUUAAUCAUUUUAUCAAGUUUUAUUCAAUAUCACAAAAUCAGAUACGUGUUUUUGAAAUCUAUUCAUUGAUCAAUAUUAUGCUCAAUCAUUAAGUUGUAUGCUUGCUCUUGCUCUAUUCUGCAAUAAAAUAUAUAAAUACUGCAUUUAAAGUACAAGCAGUAGACACUGAAUUAUUUCACUUUUUAAGGUUGUAAUUAAUUAGGUGUAGUGAGUUUGAACAUCUUCAAAGGUUCUUAUAGGUUGCUCUAGCCACUGAAAUUAAUUUACCCUUAGGGCCUAUUUUCCUGCCCGCUAAACAAUAUCCUAGCAACUAACCAAGUGCCCUGAUCAAUGAGGAGAGAGCUGUCGUGAACGGGCGUGGCUGGGGUGGUAUCUGGCUCUGGGGCUAUUCAGUCAGGUGCUGUUUCAGAGUAAGCAGGGUAGACGCUCGGAUGAAGACAGUUAGAAGCUAGCUAGUUAGCUUAAACAAUCCUCAGUCAUACCUAGAAGGGUAAUAUCCAUAGGUUUAAGAGGAUCGGACCCUUUAAACGGAGAGCUGGUCCAGUACCCUCUUGAACAGGGGAUUACCGGGAUCUAACAAGCCAUUAAAAAGGAGUUCCACAGUACUGCAGUAAACCCUUUUGAAAUAAAAGAUCAAGAAUUAUAAUUCUGUUAAUGAUGGUGCUGCAGCCUAAGAAUUGGAUUAGUAGGCCUGAUACUUUUUCCCAGCAGGAUUGCACCAAAACGAAAUAGAUUGUAGGUUCAGUGUGCAGUGGCCCAGAGUCUCCGUUGGCCGGCGAUGUAUUGUUUUUGUAAUAUUUAAUCUUAAAGCUCACCACUGCCCUGCUUACUCUGCAUUUCUGGGUCUGCCAUUUCCUGAAAGCUUAACUUCCUCUAACCGAACAAAAAUAAGUCUCUGGUCCAACAAUAGUUCCUCUUUUAGAGAUGGGUGAAUGCACGAAUAUGUUUUUACUUUACUUUACUUAAAGAUAAUUUUAUAAAGUUUAUCUGAAGGGUUUUAUAAUUCCAAUUCCUAAAUGAAUGCUGCAAUUUCAGUCAUAUUUUUUAAGUGGAACUUGUUGCUUAACAGUAACACAUGUAUUAGGAUGUGCAUCUGUCUUAGUGGUUUGUGCCACUUCCUGUUUUCAAGGAGUGACCAACUCAAAGACGGACAGUGAAAGUUUUUCAGUUGGUCAAGGUGUCUGCAGACGAUGUCGCUGCGCCACAUUUGAGCCUGAAUAUGAGAUAUAAAAGAAACGUCCAAGAGAGCAGCGGAGAGGAAGAGGAGAGUCAGGUGGGGAUCUUAGAGGAGGAAGAGCAUCACGCUGAUCUCGGGCCACAAAGAGCCGGACCACACACUCAAAACAAGCCUGCAGCCAACAACAGAAGGCGUCUCAAAGCUGCUGCAGUGACUCUGGGAGGGUUUUUUCUUCUGAUAUUGGCUGCACUCUUUAUUUACUUCACUUUGCUGCAGACCAGAUACGACCAACUGAGCAACAACUACAGUCAGUUACAGGAUGAAGUAAAGCAGCUGAAGAACAGAACUGAAGUCACUUUGCUGCAGACCAGAUACGACCAACUGAGCAACAACUACACUCAGUUACAGGAUGAUGUAAUGCAGCUGAAGAACAGAACUGAAGAUACAAUCUGUCCUGAUGGAUGGACGAGAUAUGGAUGCAGUUGUUACUUUAAAUCUAAAGAGAAGAAGAAGUGGGAGGACAGCAGAGAUGACUGUCAGCAGAGAGGAGCAUAUCUGGUCGUCAUUAACUCCAAAGAGGACCAGAAGUUUGUCACCGAGCUGAGUAAGGAUGGGGAGUCCUGGAUCGGUAUACUGAAUGAAAUGACACGAUGGAUCUGGCAUUGGGUGGACGGAUCAGUGCUGCCAAGAACGUACUGGCCAGAAUCCCAAGAUUAUGAUGGCCAGGUAUUUGAUUACUACGAUACCUGGCACGCUUCAACAUGCUGCGAUCAACAAGGAAAAUGGAUCAGAGUGCACGGUCGUGAUGAUUUAAAGAACUGGAUCUGUGAGAAAAAGAUCAACUGAACUCUGGGGGGGGGUAGUGUUGGGAUCAGCUUUGUUAAAUCAGACCAAUUCUCUAACAUGGCUCAGCUGUUUAUUCUGUGUUGCUAAGUAACCUGGAUUCCAGAGAUCUUGUUCCUCUCCCUUCAUAGAGCCCAAUCUGGUUAGAAGUCAUGUGUCCUGACUCUGUAGUCCUACAGGAUUAUUAGAAUAAAAGAUAAGAACUACAUGGAUUAGCAGCUGGUCUCUACCUUGGUUUAUGUAGUUGAUUAUAAUGUUUGGAGUCAGUUAGUUAGAAGUUGUUCCUUAGAACCCCCCCCCCCCCCCCCCCCCCACCUCCAUCUCCCUCCCAAACCUGUCCCCACCACCAAUUAAAUCAUGCUUAUUAUGUUUUAACGCUGCAUUGUAACCUUAACCUAACUAUUGUGUUUGUAUCUUUUUGUUAUUUGAGCCUGUUUUCCUUUCAUGAAAGUCUUUAAUUGCUCUUUAAUGUUUGAU
This is a messenger RNA of Etheostoma spectabile (orangethroat darter), 2925 nucleotides long. RefSeq names its product CD209 antigen-like protein E. The transcript has 7 exons. Gene Ontology annotation, molecular function: transmembrane signaling receptor activity. The record is from RefSeq and is a predicted model, not a curated record. Bases 1648 to 2451 code for a protein of 267 amino acids. Gene Ontology annotation, cellular component: plasma membrane. Lineage: Eukaryota; Metazoa; Chordata; Actinopteri; Perciformes; Percidae.